AUGGUCAUAUUAUCUCUUGUUCUGCUUUUGCUUUCAGUCCAGUGGUCCUGGGCUCAGGAAGACCCUCUUCUGCCUUUCUCUGAACACCUGGACCUCGAGCACAAGGUGCGGCUGAAGUGGGGAUUUGAUAAGAUCAAGGGCACAAUCUUGUUCGAGCUCACGGUCAACACCAGCGGCUGGGUCGGUUUUGGCUUCAGCCCCAAAGGAGGAAUGACUGGAGCCGAUAUCGUCAUUGGAGGAGUUGGACCCAAAGGCAUUUACUUCACGGAUCGUCAUGCUGUGGGAAAAUCAAUUCCUUUGGUUGACAAGCAACAGAACUACAAACUCCUGUCUCUGAAAGAGUCUGAUGGGAAAACAGUCAUGAAGUUUCAGAGGUCCAUUGGUUCCUGUGAUGAAAAUGAUUUACCCAUCACUAAUCUCCCCAUGAAGCUGAUCUAUGCGUACGGACAGACCGAUGAAAUCAUGUACCACAGCACCCGAAGAGGCACAAAGCAGCUGAACCUGUUGAAGUACAUGCCUCGGGUCAACCUUCCAAACAGCAACUUUUUUGACAUAACUAUGGUCAAUUUCACUGUACCAGCCAACCAUACCUACUAUCACUGCAAGAUCAUGAAAGCCCCAACAUUUGAUCGCAAACAGCACAUUUAUCGCAUUGAGCCGGUGAUCACAAACAUUGACGUCAUGCAUCAUCUCGUGCUGUACCGUUGCCCUCCGAGCGUGACCGAGCCGCUUGAGGUGGAGUGUUAUACUGGGAUGGAUACAAAGUGUAUAGAGGCCGUGGCUGUGUGGGGAGUUGGCGGAGGGGUUAGUCUCACCUGUGACUUAGGUUGA
Molecule: messenger RNA, 831 nt
Organism: Sinocyclocheilus rhinocerous
Lineage: Eukaryota; Metazoa; Chordata; Actinopteri; Cypriniformes; Cyprinidae
Product: DBH-like monooxygenase protein 2 homolog
Exons: 5
Coding region: 1-831 (276 amino acids)
Biological process (GO): dopamine catabolic process; octopamine biosynthetic process; norepinephrine biosynthetic process
Cellular component (GO): secretory granule membrane
Molecular function (GO): copper ion binding; dopamine beta-monooxygenase activity
Source: RefSeq, a predicted model, not a curated record